Messenger RNA from Botrytis cinerea B05.10, 4609 nucleotides. RefSeq lists its product as hypothetical. NCBI's taxonomy places the organism in Eukaryota, Fungi, Ascomycota, Leotiomycetes, Helotiales, Sclerotiniaceae. The coding region runs from base 162 to 4496 and encodes 1444 amino acids. Gene Ontology annotation, molecular function: protein binding. The record is from RefSeq and is a predicted model, not a curated record. The transcript is spliced from 3 exons.
GGGUGUAGUAUCUUCUUUCACUUCGGUCAUUUUCCCUCUAUUUCUUAUAAUUGUAAUAUUCUUAUAUAUAUAGUUCUUUUAAUUAAAUCGCAAAAUUGUUCAUUGGCAACUGUCUGCAAUUUGCAAUUGAAAUCUAUACUCCUUCUCCGAACGAAAAGCUAAUGGCGGGAGGAAAAUUUUGGAAGUUUCACUCAAAAUCCGCCACUACUGUAGUGCCCAUAGACACUGAGCUCACUGAAAAGUUCGGUCUCUUCCACUUGAACCCAGUUCCUGUACUUCCGAAGAAUGGAGAGUCGCCUUAUAGAAUCGAUAUUGUGGCACUGCACGGUAUAAAAGGGGAUGCAUUCAGAACCUGGACAGAGAAGAACGAAGAUGGUGUCAAAAAUAUGUGGUUGAGAGACCAGCUACCUAAUGAAUUACCAGGUGCCAGAGUAUUCUCGUUUGGAUAUGAUGCGAAUGUACUGUUUAGUCGAGGGACGGGUACAAUAGAAGAUUUCGCAACAAAUCUUUUGGAGGAUUUGGUGAGAGAGAGAAAGGAUGAUUCGAAUCAAAAGCGUCGGAUUAUCUUUAUAUGUCAUAGCAUGGGAGGUAUAGUGCUGAAGAAGGCACUGGUCAAAGCUGUCGACAAUAAUCUUUACAAAAAUACAUUUGACUCCACAUCCGCCAUCCUGUUCCUUGCCACUCCGCAUAUGGGUUCCGAUGAAACCAAAAUACCUUUGUCUGUUGCCAAUUUUGCCAAUGGCUUUCUUUCGGUUCCGAUGAGAUUGAGCGGUCGUGUGAGAGAUGACCUAAUAAUGCCUCUCGCGCGGGGUUCCCACAUUUUGAGAGACGUACAGCAAACAUUUAAGGACAGGAAGUUAUAUGAAGGCAUCUUGAUCGCUAGUUUCCAAGAACAGGUCAUAUGUGCGGGAUUGAAAGGACUGAUUGUUGACAAGGAGAGUGCGCUAUUGCACAUUCCAGCUGAACGGGCGGUGCCGAUAGAUCGUCAUCAUCGAAAUAUUUGCAGGUUUAGUGGGCCUGAAAGUAAAUCAUACCAGAGGAUUUUAGGAAUUUUGAAAGAGUACGCUGAUGAAGCUAAUUCGAGGAUUCCAGAAGAACUCACAUCUGAGGACAAAGCCGUAUUAUCCUCGAUAUACUAUCCCGAACUGGGGCAAAGACGUCGCAAUGCGAACAAUGCCUACAAAGACACCUGCAGCUGGAUCUUUCAAAAUCGCUCCUACCUUCAAUGGAAAGACAUUCAACGGAGUCUUAUGUGGAUCAAAGGCAAACCAGGUGCAGGUAAAUCUACACUUAUGGCAUAUAUUCUGUCAAAUUUCCGCCAUCGCGAUCCUCGCCACCUAUUACUGAAUUUCUUCUUCCAUGGUCGCGGUGUCCCUCUCCAAAGGAGUCCCGAAGGAAUGUAUAGGGAACUAAUGUAUCAACUUUACUCACAAGCAUCACCUAUCCGCGAACAACUUCGAAAGUCCUUUGUCGAAAAGAAAGCGUCAGGACAGUUGGAAAAUGAUUGCGUUUGGAGUGAAGACGAAUUGAAAGAAUUGCUGUUCAACGCCAUUACUUGGAUUGCGCACUCACAGCCCGUUGUACUGUUUGUUGACGCACUUGAUGAAGCUGGUGAUGAUAAUGCAAGGAUGCUGAUUGAUUAUUUUGAUGAUAUGAAAAAAAGAGUGUCCCAAGACGGAGAUGGCGGAUCCCUAAGAAUUUGCGUUGCUUGUCGGCACUAUCCCAACGUUUCUUUGAGCGAGGGCUUUGAAGUCAACGUGGAGAAUAAUAAUAUGUCAGAUAUUGCAUUCUUCGUUAAUGCGCAACUGGACGCGAGAAUCAGAAAUUGGAACAAAGAUAGAGUAACCACUGAAGGCAGGGAAAAUAUUGAAGCAGCUAUUGUGAAUAAAUCACUGGGUGUCUUUCAAUGGGUCAAGCUUGUAGUUCCCAUGGCUGCAGAGACUUUCAACGAUACGGAAAGUCUGAAGGACGUUCAUGUCAUGUUGGAAAAGGUACAGGAUGACCUCGCGGCUGUGUACGAGAAUAUUUUGACUAAUGUCAUCAAAGUUAAAUAUCGACCCAAAACACUGCUGUUAAUGCAAUGGAUUGCGCUUGCAGAGCGCCCUUUGACUGCUACGGAAUUAAGAAUUGCGAUGGCAUGUGAUGAAGGAUCCGAAAAUCCGGGACACAAACGAUGGGAGGAGAGUGAGGAUUACAUCGAGUCUGAUAGGCGAAUGGAGACUUUAUUGAAGACGUUUUCUGGAGGACUGGUGGAGAUAGCUUUGUAUACCUCAGGGUUAUAUCGCGUACAAUUCAUUCAUCAGACGGUGGUCGAUUUCAUGCUUACCGGGGGUCUGCUGUUUCUAGUACAACAUUUGACGCCAAAUGAUAUCGGAACAUCUGAGGUUGGGACUGGGAUGGCUAAUGCUUGCAUUAUUGGGCAAAGUCAAGACCGCCUCUCUAGAUCUUGCUUGAACUAUGUCAAAUUACCAGAGAUCUCACAGGAAAAUUGGGUCGACGAUUCCGAGAAAGUAGAGGAAUUGAAGGCGCAUAAAUACUACUUCUUUGAAUAUGCGAUCGAAAAGUGGUGGGUACAUGCGGAGAAAGCAGAAAGAGGAGGGAUGUGCCAGAAAUAUCUAGUGCAACAGCUGGAAGAACCUCCCGAGUUCUUUGACAAGUACAUUACUCUUGAAAGGGCCAUAGAUAUACAUUCAUAUGGAUUGCGCGAUGGUUCAACAAUUCUACAUCUCAUGGCAUACACAAACCUGCAAGGUCCAGCUAAAGAAAUACUCAAACGAGGCGAUUCCGUAGAAGAUCAAGACAGAGGAUCAAUUCGGCCUCUACAUUGUGCGGCUUACCGUGGCCACAGAGAAAUGGUACAAUUGCUUCUAGACGCGGGCGCCGACAUAACAGCAACACAAGACCAUCGGCUUACGGCGCUCGAAGUAGCUGCUUCGAGGGCUCAUGAAGAUGUUAUACAUAUCUUGCUUGAACGAGGAGCCGAUAUUAAUGCAGUCUCCAACAGUGGAACCGCACUGGAAGGUGCGGCCGCUAGUGGUGACAUACGCUUAGUCCGGAAGCUGCUGGAUAUCGGGGCGAAAGUCAAUCAAGAAGGACAUUUUGGGAGCACCCCUUUGAAAGCGGCGGCCGAGAGAGGACACGUGGAGAUCGUCCGUCUACUUUUGGAAAAUGGAGCAGAUGUUAGUCAUUAUGAGGAGUACGCUGGGACUGCUCUUCAGCGUGCCGCUAUGUAUGCUCACGAUGAAGUGAUUGGAAUACUAUUGGAAAGUGGGGCAUCGAUAAAUGCACCAGGAGGCAGACAUGGAAGCACUUUACAUUGCGCUUGCGACGCCUUAACUCUUUAUCACGAUACUGGUACGACGAUUGAGCUUCUGCAAUUAUUGUUGGAUAAGGGAGCAGAUGUCAAUAUGUAUGAUGGGCCAUGGGGAAGCCCACUUGCUGCUGCUAUCAGUCGCUGGGGCUCUUUAAAAGCGGAUGAAAAAGAAAUCGAUGCUCGGAUAAUAUUACUUUUGGAGAAAGGGGCGGAUGUGAACCCACCUCCUGGAGGAAUUGGAAAUCCCCUCAUUGCUGCCGCAGGGCAUGGUAAUGUGAAUCUCAUGAGUUUACUGCUAAGCUAUGGCGCUGAUAUCAACGCAAUUGGCGGCUAUAGCAAUACUGCUCUCUGCGAAGCCUCGGACACUAGGUGGGCAGCACGUCCAGAUGCUGUCAAAUUCCUAUUAGAUAAAGGCGCGGACGUGAACUUAUUCGAUACUUCUGAAGGACACAAUUCCCAUGGCCCCCCGCUUCAACGAGCAGCUAUUAGAGGACGAUUGGAAAUAGUGCGCAUGUUGCUUGAUUAUGGGGCCGAUAUAAAUCUGGGAGCAGGACAAUCAGGAGGCGCGCUGUAUGAAGCUGCUUCAUGUGGUCACUUGGAAAUAUGCGAGUUGCUUUUGAAUCUGGGAGCUGAUGUUCAGGCGGAGGGGAUGGUUGGUACUGUGCUUCACGUUGCUGCCUAUCAUGGGCAUGUCAACAUUGUCCGUCUAUUACUCGAACAUGGGGCUAGUGUCGAUCAAGUGUGCGAAUUUGGGACUGCACUCCAAGCAGCUGCCGCGAAUGGGCAUAUUGAUGUUUUCAAUUUAUUAAGAAGUUAUGAAGCAGAUAUCCAUUUUAUAGGAGGUCAUCAUCACAAUAUGCUACAGGCAUCGGCAUUUGGAGGAAAUAUUGAAAUGGUUCGGCUAUGUUUGGCUAAUGGCAUGGACGUCAAUAUUACAGGAGGAAAGGAAGUUCAAACCGCGUUGAUGGCGGCGGCUCAACAAGGACAUGUUGAAAUUGUGAGAUUAUUAUUGGAUGAGGGGGCGAGAGAUAUCAAGAAUGGCUACUAUUUUAGUGUUUGGUAUUAUGCGGAGAAUUGGGGCCACAGAAAGGUCAUGAAUGUUUUGAAAGAGAGGGGUCUGGAGGUAGUGAGAGGAGCCGAAGGGGAGAGGAAAAAUAUUGAAUCAAAAGGGAAUGCCGGGUAAAUGAUAUAUCAUUUCAGCAGAUGUGAUUAAUUUAACCCGAGUAUUCUCAAUCGCUUCCUAGUGACAUGAUAAGGAUAUGAAGGCAUCGUAAUCUAUAUAUUUUUUCGCAAUCA